AUGGGCUUCUCCGCUCUAUACCUUUUCGGCGAGGCCACAAAGCGCCUAGCCACCCGUCAGACAGACGAUGCCGACGGCGACAACCCCGAAGCUGGCCAGAAAGAGAUAUAUUCGUCAUGGGCGCUCCUGAUCUUGAUCGCUCUCCUGAUUCUGGCAUUCUUCACAAGCUAUGUCUUGCGCAGCAAGAAGAUUCAGGCUGUGCACGAGACGGUCAUAUCGAUCUUUGCGGGAAUGGUCAUCGGGUUGAUACUCCGGUUGACCAGCGUGAACAGCGUGCUGGAUGUCGUGACUUUUGACUACCAGUUCUUUUUCAACUUACUGCUGCCUCCGAUCAUCUUGGCCAGCGGAUAUGAGCUGCAUCAGGUACGGAACACAAGAGUUGGGAUGUGGAUACGGAGGCUGACAGCGCAAAUAGGGCAACUUCUUCCGCAACAUCGGCAGUAUCCUCACGUUUGCAUUUGCUGGAACAUUCAUCUCCGCAUUGGUUCUUGGUUCGAUCCUCUGGCUAUGGACUCGCAUCCCGCUAGAAGGCCUGGACCUCUCUUUUGUCGACGCCUUGUCAGUUGGGGCAACCUUGUCUGCUACCGACCCCGUGACCAUCCUCGCAAUCUUCAAUACGUACAAAGUCGACCCGAAGCUUUACACAGUCAUAUUCGGAGAGAGUAUCCUCAACGACGCGAUUGCCAUUGUGUUGUUCGAGACUGCGCAGAAAUAUCGAGAAGGCGCCACGGCUGGCAAGCUCACAAUUUUGAGCUUGUUUGAGAGUAUUGGAGUUUUCUUGCUGGUCUUCUUUGGCAGCUUGCUUAUUGGCCUUUUAAUCGGUUUGUGCACAAGCCUGCUACUCAAAUUUACACACGUGCGAAGAGACCCCAAGACUGAGAGCUGUCUGAUCAUCUUGAUUGCGUACGCAUCCUACUUCUUUGCCAACGCAAUUCACAUGAGCGGUAUGUUGUGAAAUUUCUAUAUGGAGGCGCACAAUUGCUGAUCCCAUCUCCAGGCAUUGUGGCGUUGCUGUUCUGCGGCAUCUGCCUGAAGCACUACGCCUACCACAACAUGUCGCGCCGCACACAACUCACCACAAAGUUUACAUUCGCGCUGAUGGCUCAGUUGACGGAGAACUUCAUCUUCAUCUAUCUAGGACUAUCACUGUUCACAGAACGCGAGCUGGAGUACAAGCCGCUGUUUAUUCUGAUGACCUUGAUCGGAAUCUGUGUGGCGAGGUGGUGUGCUGUGUUCCCUCUCAGCGGACUGAUCAACUGGGUGAUUCGCUAUCGCGCGAGGAGAAGAGGGCAAGAGACGGUGGCCGAAGAGCUGCCGCCGAACUGGAAGAUCAUGCUGUUCUGGGCCGGAUUACGAGGAGCCGUUGGCGUCGCGCUGGCUGCUGGUCUGACCGGAAAGGAUUCCAGAGCUCUCCGUGCAACUGUGCUGGUGACCGUCGUGUUGACGGUGAUCAUAUUCGGAGGUACGACGGCGCGCAUGCUUGAGAUUUUGAAUAUCCGGACUGGCGUCGUUGAGGAGAUUGACAGCGAUGACGAAUUCGACAUUGAGCCAGUACCACAUGGUGCAGGCGCCUACGCGAGGAAGAAUGGUACCGCGUACGGUCACAUACCCAAGCAUAGUACGACUGGGUUUGGCAACGGUAGCAUCGGGCUGGAUCACGUCCGCUCUCGCAGCCGGAACGGACCUUCAGGCGGCUACAGCACGGGCAAUGGUGUCGGCACGCCGCCCAUGCAGCCCGACCUCGAAAGAAGGAACAGCUCGAGGGUUCGUAGGACCGAUCCUCACAAUGCCGCUGAGCAAGGGCUGCUCACACAAGAGGACGAGAGUACGUUCAGUGACGAUGACAAUGAUGACUUGGACUUGCCUCCUGCAGCACGGAGAUCGCCUCCGAGACCAGAGGAUGAUGGUGCUCCAUACCCGCUCUCAGGCACCCGUUCAGAGCAACAAGCCAGAGCGAAUAUGUCGGCGCGAGGAGCAUUGUCACAGAUUCUCAACGCCACGAGUGAGGAUGCCGGGAUGCUGUUCAACAAGUUGGACGAGAACUUCCUCAAGCCUCAUUUGUUGUUGGACCCGGGCGGUGCUUCGUCGAGUAAAGGGCAUGGUCCUGGGCAUGGGAACCAAUAG
Molecule: messenger RNA, 2124 nt
Organism: Lecanosticta acicola
Lineage: Eukaryota; Fungi; Ascomycota; Dothideomycetes; Mycosphaerellales; Mycosphaerellaceae
Source: the annotation of a GenBank genome assembly